AUGGCGGCUUCAAACGAGACGCUCCUCUACCGAAACCCUCUCAACUCGACAUCAGACGUCGCGAGUUGGGUACCCGAGGGCCCCGUCAACGUCACGGCAGUCGAGGGCGCGCUGGAAUUAUCCGGAGGGGGCGGCAUCGACGACCACUUUGUCUUCUGGGCCCCAGAGGUGUUCCCCGACCGCGUCCGCAUCACCUGGGAGUUCUCCCCGCGCAACGAGCCGGGGCUGGCCAUCUUCUUCUUCGCCGCCGAGUCCGUCAGCGGCGGCAGCAUCUUCGACCCGGGCCUGGCGCCGCGCAACGGCUCCUACCCGCAGUACCACUCGAGCGACAUCCGGACGCUGCACGUGUCGUAUUUCCGCCGGCGCUGGCCCGAGGAGCGCGCGUUCCUCCUGUCCAACCUGCGCAAGUCCCCGGGUUUCAACCUCGUGGCCCAGGGUGCGGAUCCGCUGCCGCCUGUCGUUGAUGCGGCUGGUGCUUUCUAUAGGAUUACCGUCAUCAAGGACGGUCGCGAUGGGUUGGCCUCCGUGGGCUACCCCACGUUUUGGUAUUGGUACUUCAUGAAUGAUGACGAUGUUGCCACGAUUAUGGACGCCCAUGUCGAUUCUGCCUUCACCCUCACUUACACCGACGACCCUGAUUAUAUCCAGAAAUACUUCUCGCCCGUCGGAGAGUAUAAGAAGUGGCUCCUAGGAGAUAGAAUAGCACCUUGGCAGAAAUACCUCGGCCCUGAGGACAAGGCAACCUUUCAGUUCAUCCUGGCCGUCAGUGGCGGGUUCGACGGCCCGAUUAAGUCCUACAAAUCCCUGAUGAGGGACGUCAACGCCGCCGACGAAGAAGACAUUCCGCCAACCGCCGCCAAUAUUACACAACCAGUUCUACUCAUCACCGCGACUGAUGACCGAGUUGCACUUGCAGACGCGAAGGUAAACAACACAGCCCCGUACGCCGACCAGCUCCGCGUCACUCCGGUUAAGGCUGGUCACUUCUUGCUGGUGGAGCAGCCACAACAAGUCAACGAAGAGCUGCGAAGGUUUGUUGAUGACGUCCGGCGAAAUACUUCACAGUUCUACUAA
Diaporthe citri is the source of this 1074-nucleotide messenger RNA. RefSeq lists its product as uncharacterized. Lineage: Eukaryota; Fungi; Ascomycota; Sordariomycetes; Diaporthales; Diaporthaceae. The record is from RefSeq and is a predicted model, not a curated record. The coding region runs from base 1 to 1074 and encodes 357 amino acids. The transcript has 5 exons.